Messenger RNA from Rhodotorula graminis WP1, 339 nucleotides. RefSeq lists its product as uncharacterized. The transcript has a single exon. The coding region runs from base 1 to 339 and encodes 112 amino acids. The record is from RefSeq and is a predicted model, not a curated record. Lineage: Eukaryota; Fungi; Basidiomycota; Microbotryomycetes; Sporidiobolales; Sporidiobolaceae.
AUGCUCGAGACGGUGCGCAGCAGGCGCAUCUACGGUGCAGGCAUCACCCUCGUCCUCCCGCUGUGCGCCGCCGCCGGUUACUACCUCCGCACCUCGCACGACGACACCGUCACCGACUCGGCCGCCCAGCUCCUCCACAAGGCCCAGCCCGACCGCCAGGACCCGCAAGCACCGCUCACCCCCGCCCAGGAGGUCGCCCUGUGGAAGGAGCACGCCGCCGUCGAGGAGCGCAUCCGCAUGCUCCGCCGCAACGAGCUCCAGCUCGACCUCGAACACAAGGAACUCGACGACAAGCUCAAGCGCAUCGCACACCGCAAACUCGCCAACAAGGCCGCCUGA